Messenger RNA from Raphanus sativus (radish), 1604 nucleotides. RefSeq lists its product as uncharacterized. The record is from RefSeq and is a predicted model, not a curated record. Bases 131 to 1462 code for a protein of 443 amino acids. Gene Ontology annotation, cellular component: vacuole. The transcript has a single exon. NCBI's taxonomy places the organism in Eukaryota, Viridiplantae, Streptophyta, Magnoliopsida, Brassicales, Brassicaceae.
CCGGACGUGGAACUCACUCCAAGACCAAGACCAAGAACCAAAGUACUCAAAACUUCAAAAGCUAAGCAACUCUGAUCAAAAGUUUGCAUCUUUCUUAGUUUUUAAGCUGAAGAGAGAAGAAGAAGAAGCCAUGAUGAUCUCCGACGACACAGUAUCAGCUAAAAAGCCCAUCUCAAGAUGCUGCUUCAUCUUCGCCUUUCUCUUCUUCUCUUCCCAAAACGCCGUCGUUUCGUCACCACCUUUCGACACACCUGUGGCUCGCCCACUUAAGAAACUCGACAAGCACGUGGUUCUACUAAUCUCCACAGACGGGUUUCGUUUCGGGUACCACUUCAAGACCAACCUCCCAAACAUCCACCGUUUGAUCGCCAACGGGACAGAAGCCGAGACGGGCUUAAUCCCCGUUUUUCCGACAGUAACUUACCCCAACCACUACUCCAUGGUCACGGGCCUAUACCCAGCGUACCACGGGAUCAUCAACAACAGGUUCGUCGAUCCGAAAACAGGGCACGUUUUCACUAUGGCUAGCCACGAGCCGGAAUGGUGGUUAGGCGAACCGCUUUGGGAAACAGUAGUGAAGCAAGGUCUCAAGGCGGCUACUUCCAUCUGGCCUGGCUCCGAGGUACGCAAAGGCUCUUGGGAUUGUCCUAAAGGUUUCUGUCAACACUACAAUGCCUCUGUUCCCGUUGAUGAUGAUGUCAGAGUUGAUACCAUCUUGAGCUAUUUCGAUUUGCCUAGUAGUGACAUCCCUAGUUUCAUAACGAUUCAUUUCGACGAUCCUGAUCCUCAAGGUCACCAAGUCGGUCCUGAUGAUUCUUUGAUCACUGAAGCUGUGGUUAACAUCGAUCGGUUGAUAGGAAGGUUCAUCGAUGGGUUUGAGAAGAGAGGGGUCUUUGAGGAUGUGACGAUGAUCAUGGUUGGUGAUCAUGGAAUGGUUGGUACUUGUGAUAAGAAACUCAUCGUUCUUGAUGAUUUAGCGCCUUGGAUCAAGAUCCCUAGCGGAUGGGUUCAGAACUACAAUACGUUGCUAGCGAUUAAACCGCCUUCGGGUCGCGAUGCUAAGGAUGUGGUGGCUAAGAUAAACCAAGGCCUGAGGUCAGGUAAAGUGGAGAAUGGUAAGCACUUGAAAGUUUAUCUCAAAGAGAAUUUACCAAGCAGGCUGCAUUACGCAGACAGUGAUCGUAUCCCACCUAUCAUAGGACUGGUCGAUGAAGGGUUUAAGGUUGAGCAAAAGAAGAGUGAAGGCAAGGAAUGUGGUGGAGCUCAUGGGUAUGAUAAUGCGUUCUUUUCGAUGAGAAGUAUAUUCAUUGGGCACGGUCCUAUGUUCUCAAGAGGUAGGAAAGUGCCUUCUUUUGAGAAUGUUGAGAUAUAUAAUCUGAUCAGUUCGAUUCUUGGAGUUAAGGCUGCUCCAAAUAAUGGGUCUGAUGAGUUUGCUUCAAAGGUUCUCUUGCCACGCAAGUAAAGCAGAGUAAGGCGUAUAUAUGUUUUAUCCUUCUGCCAAUAAUAAGUUGAGCCUAUAAUCUAUGGCUUGGGUUUUCAGGAAGUAAUAAACAUGAAACAUAAACGCAUCUUUAUGUUGCUUAGAUCAUUCGGAAUUUGAAUUA